This is a messenger RNA of Pyrus x bretschneideri (Chinese white pear), 1142 nucleotides long. Its product is annotated as guanine nucleotide-binding protein subunit gamma 1-like. Gene Ontology annotation, biological process: G protein-coupled receptor signaling pathway. The coding region runs from base 504 to 884 and encodes 126 amino acids. The transcript is spliced from 4 exons. The record is from RefSeq and is a predicted model, not a curated record. NCBI's taxonomy places the organism in Eukaryota, Viridiplantae, Streptophyta, Magnoliopsida, Rosales, Rosaceae.
GAGAGUCCCACACAAGUUUUUCUCUAAAACUAUGUAUAAAUUAAUUGAUUUGAGGAUGGAUGGAUGAAGGGAAAUAUGUGGUCUAGUUGUUGGCAUGUUGCCCUGUCUACUGCUCUGCUCAUAAUUCAUGGUUUAUUCGUCAUGGCAGUCCACUCUUUUGGAGAUAGAGAGAUUUACAGAGGUGUUUCAGCGUCUCUUGAGCCACUAUCGUGCGAUUCAUCAGCGCCAAAAAUCAAUUAUUAACUUAAAUAAAUAAGUUAUAUAACAUGAUCAUUCACACCACAUCCCCCUUUCUAUAUAUCCCUAAAUAAAUUCAUGACUUUUUAUAAUCUAAUUGCUUUUUAUUUAUUUUUUGUUUUUAAUUCCAUGUCCACUCCUCAGUGCUUUUUAAUCAUGAACAAAACAUAGGUCCCCAUUCUCUCUCUCUCUCUCUCUCUCUCUCUCUCUCAACAAUAUCAUUAGUUCUAGGUGUAAAGACAGAGAGAUUUGGUUGGAAUUUGUGAAUGGAUAAGCAAGUAGAAGAAGCAAACCCAUCAUCUUCUCCGGCAAGAGCAAGAGAAGAUGGAGGAGGAGGAGGAGGAGGAAUGGCUCUGCCAGUUUGUUUCGAAGACAAAGCAAGAGUUGCCCAAUUUCCCACUUUCAUUGGCAAGCAUAAGCUCGCAGCUUCCAUUUCCCAUCUCCAAAACCAAAUCGACAUCAUCCAGAAAGAGCUGGACGAACUUGAGACAAUAGGUGAAUCCUCCAUUGUCUGCAUAGACCUCAUUGCAAGCGUUGAGUCAACAUCUGAUCCAUUGCUUCCAUGGACUAAAGGACCAGGUGAAGUAGGGUGGGAUAGGUGGUUCCGGGGAGCCAACAACUCCAGAAACCACAGCCGCUGGAUCUAAAAUUGAUAAACUUUUUCCAUCUUCAAUGUUUUCCCUUCCUUUUUUGUAUGCAUAUUAUGAGGCAGAGCAAAAACAGAGGAGGUUUCAUUUCCUGCAUUUUCUUUGAAUAAGUCACGGGGAGGAAGAAGAAUAAUGCAUUGGCAUACAGGCAAGCAAACAUGUGAAAUUUCCGCAAAACUCAUGGGAGAUGUGCCCUAUGUCAUAUAAUCAUUUUUCAAAUUCUAGACGAUGCACUGUUCUAAAAAUCACAACUCUCAU